Molecule: messenger RNA, 294 nt
Organism: Chondrus crispus (carragheen)
Lineage: Eukaryota; Rhodophyta; Florideophyceae; Gigartinales; Gigartinaceae
Product: 60S ribosomal protein L36
Exons: 1
Coding region: 1-294 (97 amino acids)
Biological process (GO): cytoplasmic translation
Cellular component (GO): cytosolic large ribosomal subunit; ribosome
Molecular function (GO): structural constituent of ribosome
Source: RefSeq, a predicted model, not a curated record
AUGGCCGGAAUCGCCGUCGGCAUUAACAAGGGCCACAUCGUCACCAAGCGCAUCCCCUUGGCCAAGCGGUCUUCGCACACGAAGGGCCGCGUCACCGUGCGCGGCGAGGUCGUCCGCCAGGUCAUGAAGGAGGUCGUCGGCUUCUCACCGUACGAGAAGCGCAUCAUCGAGCUGCUCCGGAUCGGAAAGGACAAGCGCGCUCUCAAGUUCGCGAAGAAGAGACUCGGCACCCACAUCCGCGCAAAGCGCAAGAGAGAGGAGAUGAGCGAGGCCCUUCGCAGCAAGCGCGGAUAA